Molecule: messenger RNA, 708 nt
Organism: Dichomitus squalens LYAD-421 SS1
Lineage: Eukaryota; Fungi; Basidiomycota; Agaricomycetes; Polyporales; Polyporaceae
Exons: 2
Coding region: 1-708 (235 amino acids)
Molecular function (GO): peroxiredoxin activity
Source: RefSeq, a predicted model, not a curated record
AUGCCCGCGGUCCCAUACCUACCUCAAGACAUAUCGAGCUCGCUUGCGAACGACAUCCGCGCACGGCGAGGUGCUGGGGGCCUCCUUCCUCUGGAUAGGAUUCUCCUCCACGCACCCCCAAUCGCUGAGGGAUGGUCCAAACUCCUGGGAGCUGUCAGGACUGGGAGUAUACUAGAAGAUGACCUUCGAAAAAUAAUUAUCCUGCGGGUAGCUGCUCGCAAUGGGGCAUCUUUCAUAUGGAUUCACCAUGAGCAACUUGCCAGAGCCGCCGGGGUGUCGACGGAGCAGCUCACACGCAUCGGGGACAUCGAAACACCUCUUCCAGAGCUGAGCCACCUGACCUCCUCUGGUCCUGGUCUGUUCUCCGUUCCACAGGCCGCUGUAUUACAGUUGGCCGAGGACAUGACCACGAAAGUCCACUUGGGUCGAGAUGGUAUCCUCCCUACCCUCACAGCCUUCCAGCAGUCACCGCUUCGUGACCCGGAUAAUCUUCACCGCAAAGUGGUCGAGGCCGUGUCCACAUGCGCCGCCUACAACAUGACCAGCCGGUUCGUUGUCGCACUGGACGUGGACGACCGUGCGAACAUACCUUGCCCCGUCCCUGGGCUGACAGCACAACCUGUAUCGUCACAUCCCGGACUACCCUCUGGAGUUCUUGCCUCCACAUCCGUCAAUGACCUCUACUUCGGAGAACAGGCAGAAGAGUAG